Oncorhynchus kisutch (coho salmon) is the source of this 2654-nucleotide messenger RNA. Its product is annotated as claudin-3-like. The transcript has a single exon. Bases 254 to 910 code for a protein of 218 amino acids. The record is from RefSeq and is a predicted model, not a curated record. Lineage: Eukaryota; Metazoa; Chordata; Actinopteri; Salmoniformes; Salmonidae. Gene Ontology annotation, molecular function: structural molecule activity. Gene Ontology annotation, cellular component: membrane; bicellular tight junction.
UUAGCUACAUCACACCUGCCACACACACAGAGAGAGAGAGAGAGAGAGAGAAGGGAGUGGUCAUACACAGGGCCAUCAACAGGCAGAAAACAGAACACAAAGAACCUAGGACAAAGUUCUGGACUGAAUCCUCUGUUCAUUCUUUGUGCUGAAUUCUGGAAUCUCAGGAGAUUCUAGAAUUCCUUAAUUUAGUCAUAUCCUCAUUUCUCCAGGUAGAUCAGGUGUAUAAGAGAGACGCCUCCAGGAAGCCAGCAUGUCGAUGGGCAUGGAGAUUGUGGGCAUCGCCCUGGGAGUCAUAGGAUUCAUCCUGGGCAUCGUGGUCUGUGCUUUGCCCAUGUGGAGGGUUUCCGCCUUCAUCGGAGCCAACAUCGUUACAGCCCAGACCAUCUGGGAAGGGUUAUGGAUGAACUGUGUGACCCAGAGCACGGGACAGAUGCAGUGUAAGAUCUAUGACUCCAUGCUGGCCUUACCUCAGGACCUUCAGGCUGCCAGAGCCAUGACUGUCAUCGCCAUUAUCCUGGGGAUUCUAGGGGUGAUGGUCUCCAUCGUCGGAGCCAAGUGCACCAACUGCAUCGAUGACGAAUCCUCCAAAGCUAAAGUCAUGAUCAUCUCCGGAAUCUUCUUCAUCCUGGCCGGUAUCCUCGUCCUCAUCCCUGUCUCCUGGUCGGCCAACACCAUCAUCCGAGACUUCUACAACCCCCUUUUGGUCGAGGCCCGGAGGAGGGAGCUGGGAGCCUCACUCUACAUCGGCUGGGGGUCGGCGGCCCUGCUCCUUAUUGGAGGAGCCAUGCUGUGCUGCUCCUGCCCCCCCAGGGAGGAGAAGAGGUACAAGCCCCCCCGCAUGGCCUACUCCGCCCCUCGCAGCGUGAGUGGGGGCGCAGCGGGAUACGACAAGAAAGACUACGUCUGAGAGGGACUAUUUCACCUGCAUGAUUGAACGAGGGGAGAAAAGAUAGAGGGCGAGAAGAAGAGUGAUAGAGGAGAAGUAGACAGACAGAUAGAUAUAGAUAGAUAGAUAGAUAGAUAGAUAGAUAGAUAGAUAGAUAGAUAGAUAGAUAGAUAGAUAGAUAGAUAGAUAGAUAGAUAGAUAGAUAGAUAGAUAGAUAGAUAGAUAGAUAGAUAGAUAGAUAGAUAGAUAGAUAGAUAGAUAGAUAGAUAGAUAGAUAGAUAGAUAGAUAGAUAGAUAGAUAGAUAGAUAGAUAGAUAGAUAGAUAGAUAGAGAGAUAGAGAGAUAGAUAGAUAGAUAGAUAGGAACAACUAGGAGACAACUCCUACUGAAAAGACUCCGAUAUGAAGGGAUGUGUGUUUUAAUGUUACUGCUUAGCUUUUCCUCCUCUUGGGUGUCUCUGUUCAGCGUCAUUGUUCAGCUUCAUAUAGGCUUGUGUGAAGUUUGGUCGAGGCUGUCAGACCCAGAUGCUGUACAUACAAUCCCAAAGGGGUAGGUUGACUACUGGUAAUGACAGGUUUUAUGAAAUAGUUUCAAUUCUAGUUGUUAUUCACUCAUUUCAAACUUCAGAUGAUAAACCAAAGCCCUUUUGUUUCAGCAAACCGUACAGUUGAAGGGUCUUGGUUUUUAAGUACUUGGGAGAACUGCUUCAGUUACACAGCAUGCGGGCUCAUAUUUCUACUGCAGUAUGGAGGUCCCUAUUGCGUGUGUAGUUUACUGUUGGCGAGGUGGGAUUUUCUUUCACUGAAACGUUCAGUUAAAAGUUUCACUGUGUCUCAUUAACACAGACCAGGAAGGACCAGCACUGUUUUUACGUAGAUUAGGCAAUGAGUUUCAGUAUGUGUGUGCGUGUGUGUGUGUGUGUGUGUGUGUGUGUAUGCGCACAUGCGUGCGUGCGUGCAUCUUUUGCAUGUAUUUGGUUGUGAGAGAUUCUGCCUCAGAUUCUGCUAUCAUAGACUCCUUCCUUUUCACAGUUCCACUCUAUUUGGGCAUUUCUCUGUGUGCGUUUGUGUGUGGUGAAAUAAUAUUUGUCUAGUAAAAAAAUAAAACCAAAUAAUGAAUAGCUUUUUAAAGCUGAAAAUGCUUUUUGUCAGAUUUUUGUCUUGUAAAUAGUAAGACAUGUGUAGUGUCAUUUGUAAAAUGAGACUAUGUAUAGACUAAUUAUAGUUAGGAGAGUGAUGGUAAAGCAGGACCAUUGUCUGAGGUGACGUAUGGAGUCAGUCAGUCUCCUGGUUAACAAAGCAACUGUACGAACUGUUUGGUGAGCAGGGAGUAGUACUGUGUGUGUGUGUGUGUGUGUGUGUGUGUGUGUGUGUGUGUGUGUGUGUGUGUGUGUGUGUGUGUGUGUGUGUGUGUGUGUGGAUUUGUACAUAGAGGGUGAGAGACUACCUAAUAAAAGGCAUGUGUGUCUAAGGUCUUCAUUUUCAACUGCAGGCAAGCAGUCAGGUUUACCUAGAAACGCCCAUAUAACCACAAUGGACAGCUUCAGUUGUUUAUUUGAAAUAAGUCAGCCAUUUUAGUUUUUUAUGUAAAACACAAUGACUAGUUUCAAUACUUAUUGUUUGAUGGAAUGUGUAUCUUGUAAAUUGUCUUUAUAUACGUAUAUGUUAAGACAACAAUGCUUGAAUGAUGUCGUGUUUUACAAUGGUCUGCUUGUCUCUGCAUAUUCAGCUGUCCUUUACUAUGCUUCAAUAAAUGUGAAAAUGUA